AUGAGUCCUUCACAGUUUAAAAAACAUGAAAAUAUAUCUAAAAGUAAUUGGCACAACCUUAUUAUAGAUGAAGAAGAAAUAAGCAAUACUAAACUUUAUUUAUACAGUUUUUACGAGUAUUUAUUUAACGGAAAAAUAGGCGCUCCAGUUCAUGAAAAUUUGCGAAACGGCGCUAAAGUGCUAGAAUUUUGUUCCGAGGGUGCAGUUUGGUCUAAAGAAGUUGCUGCUGAAUAUCCAAAUUCAAAAUUUUAUGCAAUUGAUUCUAUUAUAUUAUCUCUUACCGAUGAAAUUAAGAAUCUUACACUUAUUGGAUGUGAUAUUUUUAAAAAGCUACCAUUCCUCGAUAAUGAAUUUGAUUAUAUUUUUUCGACAGGAGAAAUUUUAUUUACCGAAAAAAAUUUAUUCCGAGAAGUUUUAUCGGAGAUCUUUAGAGUAUUAAAGCCGGGAGGUUGGUUAGAGGUUAUAUAUACAUAUAAUUCCGACGUUGCUUAUGGACCAGCAUAUACACGAUUAAAUAACGCAUGGAAUUCGUGGUUCAAGGCACAAAAUAUUGAUGAUGAUAUAUUGAAAAACUUUGAAAAUUAUCUUGAGGAGACUGAAAAAACCGAAUCGAUAUCGCAUCGAAUAGAGGAAAUACAGGUUGGAAGUGAUCACGCUUCUGGAGAGUUUCUUCUUGAAAUUGUUUUGUUAUUUUAUAGAAAUGUGAGGAAUGAAUUUGCUCAUUUAAUGAACAUUUCACUUGAAGAAUUUGAUGAUCUGGUGAAUCAGUUUGAAAGUGAACUAAAUGGUAAAGAUAGCAAAGUAAUAUUAAGCCAUAAACAAGUACUUGCAAAAAAGAAGUGCACACAUUCUGAUAUUUCAAGUACUGUAUCUAGUACCAAAUAA
This is a messenger RNA of Cetraspora pellucida, 885 nucleotides long. Lineage: Eukaryota; Fungi; Glomeromycota; Glomeromycetes; Diversisporales; Gigasporaceae. The record is from the annotation of a GenBank genome assembly.